Leopardus geoffroyi (Geoffroy's cat) is the source of this 2540-nucleotide messenger RNA. It is a transcript of the gene ESR2, whose product is annotated as estrogen receptor 2. Gene Ontology annotation, cellular component: nucleus. Lineage: Eukaryota; Metazoa; Chordata; Mammalia; Carnivora; Felidae. Gene Ontology annotation, biological process: regulation of DNA-templated transcription; cellular response to estradiol stimulus; estrogen receptor signaling pathway. The transcript has 10 exons. The record is from RefSeq and is a predicted model, not a curated record. Gene Ontology annotation, molecular function: nuclear estrogen receptor activity; steroid binding; nuclear receptor activity. The coding region runs from base 403 to 2055 and encodes 550 amino acids.
AGAACCCGACGGAGGUGCUGCAGAGGGAGGAGGGGCGCAGCCGCCGCGGAGGCACAGAUUUCCCCCCAGGUGCUUCUUCGCGGUAGUGUCUCUGGCUACUGGACCUGUUGAAACCCACUUCGCGUCCCUGCUGCUAGGCAGCUGGACGCGCCGAGGCUGCGAGAACCGCCGCUGGAAACUUGCGGGGUGGAGAGGGACCACCCUGGGCUGCGACAGGCGCCCCGUCUGCGGCGAUCGAGGGCUGGGCUGCACGAGGUGGGCUCUCUCUCCGCAGCUGGUGGCCGAGCGCCAGGUGCGAGCCAGGUGCGGGAGCCGCUACUCUGGAAAAAGCACGUGUCCGCAUUUUAGGGACCGCUAGGCCGGUGUUUCCCUGUAAGCCCCCGAGUCUUUGAGAACCUUAUAAUGUCCCUUUGUGCCUCUUCUCACAAAGAGUUUCCUCAGCUGUUACCUAUUCAAGACAUGGAUAUCAAAAACUCACCAUCUAGCCUUAACUCUCCUGCCUCCUACAACUGCAGUCAACCCAUCCUACCCCUGGAGCAUGGCCCCAUAUACAUACCGUCCUCCUACGUGGAGAGCCGCCAUGACUAUUCAGCCAUGACGUUCUAUAGCCCUACUGUGAUGAAUUAUGGUAUUCCCAGCAGUGCCAGUAACUCCGAAGGUGGACCUGGUCAGCAGACCACAAGCCCAAAUGUGUUGUGGCCGACCCCUGGACACCUCUCUCCCUUAGCGAUCCAUUGCCAGUCGUCGCUUCUGUAUGCAGAACCUCAAAAGAGUCCUUGGUGUGAAGCGAGGCCACUAGAACCCACCUCACCUGUACACAGAGAGACACUGAAAAGGAAGGUUAGUGGGAGCAGUUGUGCCAGCCCUGUUACUAGUCCAAGUUCAAAGAGAGAUGCCCACUUCUGUGCGGUCUGCAGCGAUUACGCAUCUGGAUAUCACUAUGGAGUCUGGUCGUGUGAAGGAUGUAAGGCCUUUUUUAAAAGAAGCAUUCAAGGACAUAACGAUUAUAUUUGCCCAGCGACAAAUCAGUGCACGAUAGAUAAGAACAGGCGCAAAAGCUGCCAGGCCUGCCGACUUCGGAAGUGCUACGAGGUCGGGAUGGUGAAGUGUGGCUCCCGGAGGGAAAGGUGUGGCUACCGUGUCGUGCGGAGGCAGAAGAGCUCCGAGGAGCAGCUGCGCUGCGCCAGCAAAGCCAAGAAAGCCGGGGGCCACGUGACCCGCGUGAAGGAGCUGCUGCUGAGCGCCCUGAGCCCCGAGCAGCUGGUGCUCACGCUCCUGGAGGCGGAGCCGCCGCACGUGCUGGUGAGCCGCCCCAGCACCCCCUUCACCGAGGCCUCCAUGAUGAUGUCCCUGACCAAGCUGGCCGACAAGGAGCUGGUGCACAUGAUCAGUUGGGCCAAGAAAAUCCCAGGCUUUGUGGAGCUCAGCCUGUAUGACCAAGUGCGCCUCCUGGAGAGCUGCUGGAUGGAGGUGCUGAUGGUGGGGCUCAUGUGGCGCUCCAUUGACCACCCCGGCAAGCUCAUCUUUGCUCCAGACCUCAUUCUGGACAGGGAUGAGGGGAAAUGUGUAGAAGGAAUUCUGGAAAUCUUCGACAUGCUCUUGGCAACGACUUCAAGGUUCCGUGAGUUAAAACUCCAACACAAAGAGUAUCUCUGUGUCAAGGCCAUGGUCCUCCUCAACUCCAGUAUGCACCCGUUAGCCGCAGCAAGCCAGGAGGCUGACAGCAGCCGGAAGCUGACUCACUUACUGAACGCCGUGACCGAUGCUCUGGUCUGGGUGAUUGCCAAGAGCGGGAUUCCCUCCCAGCAGCAGCCAGUCCGCCUGGCUAACCUCCUGAUGCUCCUUUCUCACGUCAGACACGCCAGUAACAAGGGCAUGGAACACCUGCUCAACAUGAAGUGCAAAAACGUGGUCCCAGUCUACGACCUGCUGCUGGAGAUGCUGAAUGCCCACACGCUUCGCGGGCACAAGUCCUUGGUCACAGGGUCCGAGUGCAGCCCGGCAGAGGAGAGUAAGAGCAAAGAGGGCUUCCAGAACCUCCAGUCUCCUCAGUGAUGCCCAUCCUGGGGCGAACAGGCCACAGAGGAGGUCAGAGGCUGAAGUGUGAACCCCAGAUGGCACACGGCGAGCUCCAUCUGGAAGCGGGCGGGCUUCAUCGUCUUUCUCCUGCGUGGUCCCUCGUUGGGUCAUGGUAGGCUCAGCCACGUGCCGUCCUUCGCCUGACCUCUCCACUUCCCAGGAGUCAGGCUGAGAAAGCUAGGGAGCAUGUGUGAAUGCAGAGUUUACCUCUUGCUUGGCCUCAUAGAAUCUCAGUGUGGUUCCUUUCUUACUUUCCAUCUCCCUUCUGUUCCUCUGGGAAACAUCCUGAAGGUUUUGGAAUGAAUGGUGGAAAUGUGACGUGGAAGGUUUAUAAGGUAGAGAGGGAGAGAAUGAGGCACUUUAAAGAAGUGGACUAACCUUUAAAGAAAAUUUUUUUUAAAUGUUUAUUAUUUUUUUUUUUGAGAGAGAGAGAGACAGUGAGAGCAGGGGAGGGGCAGAGA